AUGGCGGUCUCUACUAGGCUUUUGUUAGCUAUACUCUUCUCUGCUUUUCUCUUAUCUGCAGCAAAUGCAUAUAGAGAAUAUCCGGUUCAGCAAGGUCAGCACGGUCAGAGAAGCAUUCCUCUGACUCAAGCUCAACAAUGCCGCUUACAGAGGCUUACUGGAAGCCAGCCCUCUCAGCGCAUUGAGUCAGAGGGCGGCUUCACUGAGCUGUGGGACGAGAAUGAGGAGCAAUUCCAGUGUGUUGGAGUUGCUCCUAUGAGGAAUGUUAUUCGCCAAAAUUCUCUCUCUUUGCCUAAUUUUCAUCCCAUGCCUCGCUUGGUUUAUAUCGAGCAAGGCAGGGGAUUGAUUAGCGUUAUUAACCCUGGUUGUGCUGAGACUUUCCAGUCUCAGACCUUCCAGGCUGGCCGAAUGACAGGUGAAGAGAGGAGCCAGAGCCGCGGAAAUGACCAGCACCAGAAGGUCCACCGCAUUCGCCAAGGUGAUGUCGUGGCAAUUCCAGCUGGCGCUGCUCAUUGGUGCUAUAACGACGGUGAGGAAGAGCUUGUAGCCGUCUCCAUUAACGAUCUCAACCAUCGGUCCAACCAGCUUGAUCAGAACUUCAGGGCAUUUUACUUGGCCGGUGGAGUACAAGAAAUUAGUGGAAGGCAAAUUGGUGUAGGAAAGCAAAGCACACAGAAGUUCCAGAACAUUUUCCGUGCUUUUAACACAGAAUUGAUGGCAGAGGCCUUCAACAUUCCCGUAGAGAUUGUGAGGAAGAUGCAAGAAGAACAGAACGAACGUGGACUAAUUAUUAAUGUCAGGGAAGGAAUGAGCAUGAUUAGGGCCGAUGAAGAAGAAGAGGAAUUCGAAGGGAGAUCACAACGAGGACAACAAUGGUGGGCGGAAGUUACUGGAAAUGGCUUGGAAGAAAACAUUUGCACAAUGAAAAUCCGCACCAACAUGGAUACUCAAAGACGAGCUGACAUCUACUCAAGGCAAGCUGGCAAAAUUAAGCAUGUUAAUCGCCAAAAACUUCCCAUCCUUAGAGACAUGGACAUGAGUGCCUCUAAAGGAACCCUAUAUCCGAAUGCACUUAUGAGUCCUCAUUGGUCUGUGAACGGACACAGCAUUAUCUACGUGCAAAGAGGAGAUGCACAAGUGCAGGUAGUAGAUCACACCGGGCAACAAGUGAUGAACGACAGGGUAAAUCAAGGAGAAAUGUUUGUAGUCCCUCAAUACUAUGCCUCAACAGUGAAAGCAGGGCAAAAUGGAUUUGAAUUCGCGGUGUUUAGGACAAGUAGUCAACCAAUGAACAGCGAACUUGCAGGUUACACAUCAGUGAUUAGAGCAAUGCCUAUUGAAGUCCUCACAAACGCGUACCAGAUAUCGCCAAAUGAAGCACAGCGUUUGAAGAUGAACAGAGGAGGAGAGAGUUUCCUGCUAUCUCCCCAGAGAAAGUCAUUCUAA
Solanum tuberosum (potato) is the source of this 1446-nucleotide messenger RNA. Its product is annotated as 11S globulin seed storage protein 2-like. The record is from RefSeq and is a predicted model, not a curated record. The transcript is spliced from 3 exons. The coding region runs from base 1 to 1446 and encodes 481 amino acids. Gene Ontology annotation, molecular function: nutrient reservoir activity. NCBI's taxonomy places the organism in Eukaryota, Viridiplantae, Streptophyta, Magnoliopsida, Solanales, Solanaceae.